This is a messenger RNA of Ahaetulla prasina, 3889 nucleotides long. It is a transcript of the gene STX1A, whose product is annotated as syntaxin 1A. Gene Ontology annotation, cellular component: SNARE complex; plasma membrane; presynaptic active zone membrane. The record is from RefSeq and is a predicted model, not a curated record. Gene Ontology annotation, biological process: synaptic vesicle fusion to presynaptic active zone membrane; intracellular protein transport; exocytosis. Lineage: Eukaryota; Metazoa; Chordata; Lepidosauria; Squamata; Colubridae. The transcript is spliced from 10 exons. Gene Ontology annotation, molecular function: SNARE binding; SNAP receptor activity. The coding region runs from base 55 to 921 and encodes 288 amino acids.
UCCGCCCGGUGCCGGAGAGCCGAGCAGCGCAGCCCAGGAGGAGAAGCGAGCACGAUGAAGGACCGGACGCAGGAGCUGCGCACGGCCAAGGACAGUGAUGAUGACGAUGAGGUUGCUGUUGGCGUGGAUCGGGAUCGUUUUAUGGAUGAGUUUUUUGAGCAGGUAGAAGAAAUUCGUGGGUUCAUAGAGAAGAUCUCAGAAAAUGUGGAAGAGGUGAAGAGAAAGCACAGUGCCAUCCUCGCUUCCCCAAACCCUGACGAGAAAACCAAGGAGGAGCUGGAGGAAUUGAUGUCGGAUAUCAAGAAAACAGCCAACAAAGUGCGCUCCAAGCUAAAGAGUAUUGAACAGAGUAUUGAACAAGAGGAAGGGCUGAACAGAUCAUCAGCAGACUUGAGAAUAAGGAAAACUCAGCAUUCUACCUUAUCACGGAAGUUUGUGGAGGUGAUGUCAGAAUAUAAUACAACCCAGACUGAUUACCGGGAGCGCUGUAAAGGAAGAAUCCAAAGACAGCUGGAAAUCACUGGCAGGACCACCACCAGUGAGGAACUGGAGGACAUGCUGGAGAGUGGGAAUCCAGCUAUAUUCUCCUCUGGGAUCAUCAUGGACUCCAACAUUACAAAGCAGGCACUGAAUGAGAUUGAGACACGGCACAGUGAGAUCAUCAAGCUAGAAAACAGCAUCCGUGAGCUUCAUGAUAUGUUUAUGGACAUGGCCAUGUUGGUGGAAAGCCAGGGCGAGAUGAUCGAUCGCAUUGAAUAUAAUGUGGAACACUCCGUGGACUAUGUGGAGAGGGCCGUGUCAGAUACCAAAAAAGCUGUAAAGUACCAGAGCAAAGCCCGGAGGAAGAAGAUUAUGAUUAUCAUCUGCUGCGUCGUUCUGGGAAUUGUCAUUGCUUCUACUAUUGGCGGGAUUUUUGGCUAAAACGUUGCAACCAUCCAAGAAUAUUGCUUAUGGGAGUAAGGAGAUGAAUAGGAGCACCGGAGCCACCCAGCCCACCACCCACUUGGCCCAUCCAAACCCUAUAGCCGCCGUUGGAGAAAACUGGCGGAACAGCGCUCUCGUCUCUAAUGCAUGAUUAUUUGUGUUAACACUAUGUGUUAAGUACAGUGUACGUGUUGGGGGUGGGAUGGUGCUGAGGGUGGGAUGGUGGGAAGGCAAUGUGUGCAUGACAUGCUCAAGCAUUUCCACCACCUUUUGACCUCUUCUUGAUGGUCAGAUCUCCUCAAACCGAAUCCCUUUCCCUUCCAGUGAAGUCCUCUUUCUUCUCCCCAAAAUAAGAAUUUGCUAGGACAGCUAUGCACAGUUAAUCCAAUCCCUGCCUUGGCAAGGACACGGUCUGGUCAUUAUCACCUGUCACCAGAACUGUGUCCUCUGCCCGGCUGCUUGUUAAGAGGUAGGGGAGCCUCUUUGGCAAUAGCUGUUAGCUCCAACCAGGCCAGUCUUCCUCUUUUUUUAGCCAUGGGCAAGGACCUCUUUGUAGUGUUGCAGGCCUGUUCAUCUAGAGUAUUCUGUGUUUGUUUUUAAUUCUGCAGCUGCCCAGCCAGGGGUAAGAGGUGGGUAUGGCCCACCAGGCCCAAAUCUGUGUCUUCCACAGUUCUGCCCUGAAUGCCAUUUCUGUUCAGCGGAAACUUCACAAGCCCCUUUUUCAAUUUCUGAAGAACCAUCACUGAGCUUUUUUCCCCCCCUCUUGCCUUCCUGUAAGCAAAAUGUAAUGUAUUUCUUUAAAACGUCAUUCAAGAUUUGUUUUCUUAACAAAAAAAGCAGAAAGGUGACCUGCAACAUAAAAUUAGGACAAAACCACUAAUGAUUACUUCUAAACAACCAGUUAAAUUGGAGGAGUCAAUGGUAAGCUUCACCACAUCCAAUUAGGUCUUCUGGAUAUUAACCAAAGGGCUGGCGGAUGAUAAAAUGGGAAUUUACAAAUGUGUUUUUUGGAAAUGUGUUCCAGACAAAUCGCAGCGCCUCCGUCAUACAACACAACAAAUCUGAGUUUAAAAUAUUAUGAGAAGCAGCCUUAUGUGGAGGGCCUAUUAAAAUGUUUGUGGGCUAAUCUGUCCAGGGCAUUCCUUGGCCCUCACCAGACCUUCUGUCCCAAUUUUUGUUUUUAAAAAAUGUUUUAUUUCAGAGUUGGCUUUUUAAUCCUUAUAUGUUUGGAAAUAAAAUGGUGGCUGCAAAAAAGAUGAAGGCUAAUCAGGCUGGUAGUAAACUUUUUGAGUUAGAAAGGAAAUGGAAUUCUCACUCAUUUUGCCCUCUGGUAAAUGGGUAUUUUAUGAUUGGGACAAGGGCACUUGUGGCAUGUGGAAAAUUCAGUUACGCCCACUGGAAUAAAGCAGCCGAGGACCCUGCCUUCAAUGAAGGUUGGAAUUGUAUCAACUCCGUGCCUCGUUCCAUAAACUUUCAUCAUGCCUGCAAUACACGUGUUGGGUGCUUGAGCUAUGCCAGAGACUGAAACCUCCUUGGCCUUGAAUUAGCCUCUUUGUGCUUAUGAACAACUGGGCUAGUCCAGUUUCUGCCACUGUAAAAUGGCACUGUCAGUACCUGAGUAUCUGACUCUACCUGUCUACUACGUUGUCCAACAGCAAAAGGCUCGUUAUUAAUCAAGUUCCACAUUCUUUUUUCCUGUGGGCUAACUGAGGAUUUCACCAGGUGGUUCUUGAGAAAUGCAGACUGCAUUUCCUCUUAGAGGAGCUGCUGGACCUGCUUUUGAUGAAAAAACCGGUGGGGUCGGCCAUCUUCUCCUCUUGUAUGUCACAAGCUGCCUCCUAUGAUUAUUCCAAGCUACCCAGAAAUUGCCAAACCUCUCUCUCUAGUCUUAACGUAGCUCUUCCAGCUGCUUCACAAUACCAGCAGUAUUUCUCAUACAAUAAUACAGUAAAAUUCUGACCUGCUUUCCCUAUCCUUGGCCCUAAGGGAUGUUUGCUUCUUAUCAAUUUGCCUUAGUCAGAAAUGGCUUAUUGGGAAACAAAAAACUCUCAAUAGAGUCUGUUCAAGGAUAGAGAGCUUACAUAAUCCUCAUUGCAGGAAUCGGUCAAGACGGAGUGACGUAGCACAGAUAAGCUUCAAAAACUCAUUUGUUCAAACCUUGCAAUUCCAGAACUAAAACAUGGUUAGGCAAAGUUCACACUUGAAAGACUGGUUGCAGAUAUUGGCUCCUCCCUGCCAAUAGGUGGUUGUUGUUUUUUUCUUCCAUAGUAGUAAAUAUUGAAAAUAACCUCUCUGUUGAAUAGUUAUAAUCAAGUUUCAAUUUUGCUCUUGGCAGUUCCCCCACCUUCUGAAACCUGUUAAGCCACUUCAUUUUCCCCGGUUUGGGUGACCUUAAUUAGCUUUUCUACAAUCAGCACGGAGCAAAAGCUCUGCUGCAGCAUUAGGGCAGCUACUGCUCCUCCCUCUAUUCACACCUUCCUUUUGUUGCAUGUCAAAAAUAGAGCUGUUACUAAGACGUCCCUGCUUCAGGAAUCUCUCCAGAUACUGAGAGAAAACGUGUCAAUCAUCUUUAAUCUUUAAAAAAAACCCUCUGAAGUGCCACUGUAGUCUCCUGUUGCAGUAUUCAGCCUUCUUGCAGGGGAAGACAUUUCACCUAUGCUGUCAUAGAGGCCUCCCCAGGAGUUGUAAUGUUGCUGUACAAUGUGAAUUAAGUGCCCUUGUCUCUUGUGACCCUCCAGUCUCACUUUCCAGCUUGGGGAAUCUGGAACUAAUCCUCUAUUGCAGAGGUCUUCAAAUUUGGCAGCUUUAAGACUUGUGGACUUCAACUCCAGCGUACUUGGAUGGAGAAUUCUGGGAGUUGAAGUCCACAGUUUUAAAGCUGCCAAGUUUGAAGACAUCUGCUCUAUUGCCUCCUUUCUACAUUCCAGCCUUUUUUUUUUUUUUUUGGCUCAAUUUGUCCCAAAUA